This is a messenger RNA of Planococcus citri (citrus mealybug), 2325 nucleotides long. Its product is annotated as protein C12orf4 homolog. Bases 122 to 1801 code for a protein of 559 amino acids. The transcript is spliced from 12 exons. Gene Ontology annotation, cellular component: cytoplasm. Lineage: Eukaryota; Metazoa; Arthropoda; Insecta; Hemiptera; Pseudococcidae. The record is from RefSeq and is a predicted model, not a curated record.
GAUAAGGAUAUCAAUUCAAAUUCAAAUUCAAAUUUUUACUAAAAAUUCCGAAAACGAAGUAAAUUUUCAAUAAAAUUAAUAUCAUUUAUGCGAAUUUACUGUUGAAAUCUUUUCCUGAAAAAUGAGUUUUGAAGAAGAAGAAGUAAAGCGGAAAAAUCUUGAAACUUUCAACUUCUCGAUUCCGACGUUGAAAACGAAUAAAAGUUAUGAUUUAGAAAUACCUGUAGAAAUUCCGUUUGGCGGAUCAAUUUCUGAGCUUACUCAACGCCUAAUCACUCAUUUGAAACUGCCCUGUUUUGUGGAAAAAAAACUGCAAUCUUCUUUGGAGGAGUUCAUUCAACGUAAAACCAUACAAUAUCAUGAUGAUGUAGCGAAUAGUGCUAUUGAAAAAUGCCGUUCCAACGAAAUUGACGUUGAAGAAGUAAUUAAAAAAUGGGAAAAGCUCUAUAAAGAAGAAACUGUAGAACAUGGAGAAAAAAGAAGAGCAUCGGAUAGCGAAGUUUUUUCAAACGUUUAUCAUAAACUGGUGCAUUCUGGGCCUGCGUUUCAAACAAUGUUACAAGUCGAACAAUCCUACGCCUUGGCUGUUUCACAUUUAAUGCGUCAGAAAACCGAACAAAUUAAUAAUUUAACUUCGAGGCAAACUGAGGAAAUGAAACGAGCUUUAGAAAAAGUAGAUAAUUGGAGUGGUAAAAUGGGCAGUGAAGCUUAUAUUAAUGAAAUCGUAGCUAAACAUUUUGAAGAUCAGAAUCUAUUACAGGGCCGAUGGAAUAGUGAAAUCGAUACUUUGAAAGAAACCCAGAGACGAGAGUAUCGAGAAUGGAUUAUGAAAUUAUUGGAAGAACAUCAAACAAAUACCGGAUUGUAUUCACCUUCGUCUCCUUCAGAAGUGUUGGCUUUUUCCGAUUCAAAGCCAGAAAGUUCUUUACCACUGAUGGAAGAAAGUUUUACCAUUCAUUUAGGAUCACAAAUGAAGCAAAUGCACAACAUAAGGAUAAUGUCUGCUGAUAUUUUAGACUUUUGUAGGAUGAAAUUGCCAACUAAUGGAAAUUCCGUUAAUCCUUCCCCACACCGACUUCAAACUGCUUUGGGUCUUUACUCGAACGAUUUAUGCGGACUAGUCAUGUUGAAUGAUACCAAUGAUCUUAGUGGUCUGACGGGUUUAGCUAAUGAAUUCGGCGAAGUUUGUGAAAGCUCUACUGAAUUUCACUUUCCUAAUCUUUCGGAGCAGUUGGACAGUUUGAAAACUCAAACGAAAGAUGCGAUCGUUUGGCGAAAUUCCUGUCAGCAUCCUGGUAAUCUAACCACGUCUGAGCAACAAAGUCGAAGAAGUGCCUCGAAGCAUUUACAAACUGGUGAUAUCUUCAUUACCAAACAUUCCAAUUUAUCCUCAGUUCAUAUUAUUUUUCACUUGAUUGUUGAUGACUCUCUAAGAUCAAGUGAUAUUAACUCGAGACAUUCGGCUAUUUUGGGCUUGCGAAAUAUUUUGAAAACUGCUUGUUCAAAUGACAUUACCACUUUAACGAUACCAGUUUUACUAAUGCACGAAAUGACUGAAGAAAUGACAGUAGAGUGGUGUACAAAACGAGCUGAAUUAGUGUUCAAAUGUGUUAAAGGAUUCAUGAUUGAAAUGGCUUCAUGGGGCGGUUCUGAUUUGAAGAAUUUGCAGUUUUUGGUUCCCAAGGGUAUAUCUGAAGAAGUUUUCGGUAGUUUGGCGACAAUGUUACCAAGUAUUUUUCGAGUUUCUAAUCCAUUGAUUUUUAAAGUAUCUUCAACGCCCACGACACCAAAAAAUAAGUGAUAUCGCCGGAAAUGUUGAAAUUAUUCCAUUUCACAAGAUAUUUUGGAAGAACAUCGCAAUCAAGAUGUGCUUCCAUAUUAUUUGCUAGUCAAAAACUAAGUAAUUAUUAUUAUUGAGAAAAAUGUGUUAUGGAUAAAUUUGUGCUGUUCUUCAGAGGAAAUUACCAAAUGAAGAGCAAUCCCUGAGACUUUCAUUCGCCUAUGUGCUUUUAUUUGUGGAAUUCUGUAUCUGCGAGUGGUGAUUAUCUUAAUUGUGAUAGAUUGAUUGAUACAUUACAUUGUAUAUAGAUGUUAGCCUUAAUACUUCUCAACUUUUUAUGUACAUAUUUCGUAUCUGAUGAUAUGUAUGUCUUCCAGUAUUAUUUAUUUUCAUUAUUUUUUUAUAAAUAUUUUCUAGAUUUAAAAAAAUAUUACGCUUAUACGCUCACCAUAUCUUAUUACAUAUGAAUUAUUAUUUUUGCAAUCUGAAAUGUGUUUUUCUAUAAUGAAGUAUUUUUUGAAAAAAUAUAUUAUUUCAAAUCCGUU